AUGUUGCUGGUAGAUAAACAACGCCCCAAAACAUUGGAGGAGAUGGACUAUCACAAGGAUAUGUCGAUAAACUUAAUGAAGCUCGCAUCAUCCAAUGAGUUUCCACAUAUGCUGUUUUAUGGUCCUUCGGGCUGUGGGAAGAAAACCCGCAUCAUGGCGCUCUUGCGUGAAAUGUUUGGAUCGGGUGUAGAAAAGCUACGAAUGGAGAAAAGGGAGUUCAAAACUCCAUCGCAAAAAUCGAUUGAGAUUGUAACGAUAGCGAGUAACUAUCACAUCGAACUGAACCCAAGCGAUGUUGGGAUAUAUGACUAUGUGGUUGUUCAAGAAAUCAUAAAGGAAAUUGCUCAAUAUAAACAACUCGAUGCAAAUGCGAAGCAUCCCUUCAAAGUGGUUCUCCUAAGCGAGGCGGACAAUUUAUCUCGAAACGCUCAAGCAGGUCUUCGUCGUACCAUGGAGAAAUACUCCAGCAACUGUCGUCUGAUUCUCUGUUGCGAAAACAGCAGUCGCAUCAUCGCUCCGAUUCGCAGUCGCUGUCUCUGUCUCCGUAUCUCCGCACCGACUCUCUCUGAAGUUCUAAGCAUUCUGCAGCGGAACUGUCUGAACGAGGGUCUCUCGGUGCCUUCUUCGCAGUUGCAGCGCAUCGCCCAAGCUUCGAAUCGGAACCUGCGCCGCGCGCUGUUGCUGUUGGAAUCGAACACUGCGGCGAACGGAGGGGGAGGAUUGAAGGGGGAGGACAUCGUGCUGAUGGAUUGGGAGCGAUUUCUCGAGUCCAUCGUGGGAAUCAUCGUCACAAAGCAGAACCCUGCGGCGCUGCUCGAGAUCCGAGGCAAAUACUACGAGUUGCUGGCGCGAUUGAUCCCGGCGAGCGUGAUUUUGAAGAGGAUCGCGAGCAGACUGGUGGACUCGACGCCCUCGCGAGCGACGCAGAUGGAAAUCGUGCAUUGGGCUGCGGUGUAUGAUCAGAAAAUGCGGAAAGGAGGGAAGGAGAUCGUGCCGCUGGAAGCCUUCACGGCACGCUGCAUGGCGCUGCUCGCUCAAGCCCGUCAUUCAUGCAUUGUUUUCUAG
Messenger RNA from Blastocystis hominis, 1065 nucleotides. RefSeq lists its product as hypothetical. The coding region runs from base 1 to 1065 and encodes 354 amino acids. The transcript is spliced from 7 exons. Gene Ontology annotation, cellular component: DNA replication factor C complex; nucleus. Gene Ontology annotation, biological process: DNA repair; DNA-templated DNA replication. The record is from RefSeq and is a predicted model, not a curated record. Gene Ontology annotation, molecular function: DNA binding; ATP hydrolysis activity; DNA clamp loader activity. NCBI's taxonomy places the organism in Eukaryota, Bigyra, Opalinata, Blastocystidae.